Notothenia coriiceps (black rockcod) is the source of this 504-nucleotide messenger RNA. RefSeq names its product E3 ubiquitin-protein ligase RNF31-like. The record is from RefSeq and is a predicted model, not a curated record. The annotation marks the transcript as partial. Gene Ontology annotation, molecular function: ubiquitin protein ligase activity; linear polyubiquitin binding; K63-linked polyubiquitin modification-dependent protein binding. The transcript is spliced from 3 exons. Gene Ontology annotation, cellular component: LUBAC complex. Lineage: Eukaryota; Metazoa; Chordata; Actinopteri; Perciformes; Nototheniidae. Gene Ontology annotation, biological process: protein linear polyubiquitination.
AUGGUCAUUUCUGUUUCAGAGAACUGCACUAUCUGUGGAAUAUUCCGGAUCUCUGCCCACUGCGCCACCUGCCUGCUGGGGCUGUGCUCAGAGUGUGACCGGCUGUACCACUCCUACCCAGAGAGGGCCAACCACCGACGAACAGCUGUCUCUUCCUUGUUAUCUUCAUCAUCAUCACAAAACAAAAACAGUCACAGUUCUUCCACCUGGUGUUGCCUGCACUGCACUAAAGUCAACUCUGUCAACAACGUGCUGUGUGAGGAGUGUGAGCGCCCUCGCUUGGAGUUGAUCAGCUCUAAAGCAGAUGAAUCUCAGCCUGCCACCGUCACUGAGUGGCAGUGCAAGAGCUGCACCAUGGUGAAUGCAGCCAGCAGUAUUCUGUGUGAAGUGUGUGAAAGACCGCGUUUAGCCACACGACCUCCAGUGACCCCGUCACACCCACCAAUCACACCCCCUAGACCUCCAGCACCAGUACUGGGCAUGCCCGGUGACCCAGAUAGCCAG